Molecule: messenger RNA, 1624 nt
Organism: Myxocyprinus asiaticus (Chinese sucker)
Lineage: Eukaryota; Metazoa; Chordata; Actinopteri; Cypriniformes; Catostomidae
Product: succinate dehydrogenase [ubiquinone] iron-sulfur subunit, mitochondrial
Exons: 9
Coding region: 491-1261 (256 amino acids)
Biological process (GO): aerobic respiration; tricarboxylic acid cycle; respiratory electron transport chain
Cellular component (GO): mitochondrial membrane
Molecular function (GO): electron transfer activity; 2 iron, 2 sulfur cluster binding
Source: RefSeq, a predicted model, not a curated record
UAGAACAUGACAACAUCAAGGUCAUGGGCUCGAUUCCUAAUAAACACACUGCAGUUAAUCACAAUAUUGAGAGGUUGUUACAUUUCUAUUGCGUAAAAGGACUUCAGGUACAGUUACAUGUCCUGCUGUCGCUUUUUGUUGACGAAAUAUCACACCCAUCUGCGUUGACAUUUGGAGGAGGAGCAGGUGGCACUUACAUAUUUGAAACUGUUCAAGGUGCCCAAGAAGACAAGAAACUCCAACAUAAAAAUACUGAAGUGGAAAAUGUCGUUUGUGUCCACGUCUCUCUUUCGCAGCGCUGAUGCUUUUCGCAACUCUAGAGCACUGAUGAACACAAAUGAAGAUUUUUAGAAGAACAUUUCAGCUCUGUGGAUCCAUACAAUGAACCAGUGAAUGCUGACCAACAUACUGAAGCUCAAAAAGCAUAUAAAGGCAGCUUAAAAGUAAUCCAUACGACUCCAGUGGUAAAAUACAUGUCUUCAGAAGUGAUAUGCUGGUGCGAUAUGCCCAGACUGCUGCUGCCCCUGCCCCUGAGCCAAGAAUAAAGAAAUUUCAGAUUUACAGAUGGGACCCUGACACACCUGGUGACAAGCCACGCAUGCAAACCUAUGAAAUUGAUUUGAACACAUGCGGUCCGAUGGUUCUUGAUGCCCUCAUCAAAAUUAAAAAUGAGAUCGACCCGACACUGACCUUCAGACGUUCUUGUAGAGAGGGUAUCUGUGGUUCAUGUGCUAUGAACAUCAACGGGGGCAACACGUUAGCCUGUUUAAACAAAAUUGAUUCAAAUACCAGCAAAGUGACAAAGAUUUACCCUCUUCCUCACAUGUAUGUUGUGAAAGAUCUUGUCCCUGAUAUGAGCAACUUUUAUGCACAGUACAAGUCCAUUGAGCCUUAUCUGAAGAAGAAGGACGAGUCAAAACAGGGAAAGGAACAGUACCUCCAGUCAAUCGAGGACCGUCAAAAGCUGGAUGGCCUGUAUGAAUGCAUCCUCUGUGCGUGCUGCAGCACAAGUUGUCCUAGUUAUUGGUGGAAUGGAGAUAAAUAUCUUGGCCCAGCUGUGCUUAUGCAGGCAUAUAGGUGGAUGAUUGACUCUCGUGAUGACUUUACAGAAGAGCGUCUCUCCAAAUUACAGGAUCCUUUCUCCCUUUACCGCUGUCACACAAUAAUGAACUGUACAAAGACAUGUCCCAAGGGACUCAAUCCUGGAAAAGCCAUCGCACAAAUUAAGAAAAUGAUGGCAGUUUAUAAAGAAAACCGAUAAUCUGCUAGCUGAUUUGUAUAUUUGGAAAAUAACACACCCUGUGUACACAUUGAUUUCAGUUCAUUUAAAUUAUUGUGUAAAUAGGUAAAUUCAUCACAAAGUGUUCCAAUAAUAAGAAAUAUUAAGUGUUUGCUUGUCAUGUCCGUUAAUGCAGACCUCACAUUCUGGAAUAUAAAAAAUGUUUUUGAAAAAAAAAAAGAAGAAGAAGAAGAAAAACAAACAGCCCUCAUAUGUGUUUGGAUAUAUUAAUCAAAAAGAGAGUGUGUGUAUGUCUGUGUGUGCAAACAUUUUUUAAGUUAGCAAAAUAGCCUAAAAUGUACUUUCUGUGCUCUGCAAAAAAUAAAUAAAUAUAUAAAAGGACUA